This is a messenger RNA of Haliotis rubra (blacklip abalone), 1980 nucleotides long. RefSeq names its product heat-stable enterotoxin receptor-like. Gene Ontology annotation, biological process: receptor guanylyl cyclase signaling pathway; cGMP biosynthetic process; intracellular signal transduction. Lineage: Eukaryota; Metazoa; Mollusca; Gastropoda; Lepetellida; Haliotidae. Gene Ontology annotation, molecular function: guanylate cyclase activity; peptide receptor activity. The transcript has 6 exons. Bases 1 to 1980 code for a protein of 659 amino acids. The record is from RefSeq and is a predicted model, not a curated record.
AUGCGUCCUACGAGGGUCCACGCGGAGUCCAGUCAAGUGAACAUGUCCAGUUUCUCCGCGGCGUCUGUGCGGUCAAGGGCGGAGCUGGACGAUGCUGUCAGGAAGAUGUUGGGGGGUCAUGGAAACCGACUUGUGGAACUCUGUAAAGGAAAUCCAGUAACCAACUCAGGUAAACGUAUUCAGAUGGCGAAGAUGUUGACGCUGACUAUCAUCCCCACCGUCAUGCUUGUCAUCAUCUCCGUCAUCGACGUCGUGAACGUGUCAGCGCGCAACCAGGUCGGCCAUAACGUGCAGGACAUGAUUCGACUAAGCACAGAGGUUGGCAAGUUCAUCCAUUACAUUCAGCGGGAACGAGGCUACACUUCACUGUACAUUUCGGCCACCCCCAGCGCGGGGUCUGCUGAGCUCAUGAGGAACAGCUUCCGGGAAACGAACCAAGCCCUAGCGUCGCUCAGACGAUGGCCUGGCGAGACACAAACACCAAUGAAACUAUUUCCCACGAAAGAAAACUUUUUGCUUUACCUUCAAGAUCACAGAGAUACGUUGCUUACCACCCCUGGAACGACCUCUCUUUACGAAGAGGUAAAGUUCUACAAUAACGUUGUCAAGGCGUUCAUAUCGUGGUUGUAUAAGGCUAUACAGUUCUCGCAAGAAGGAGAUACCUGGAGAAUGAUGGUUGCCUAUCAACUGCUCUUAACAAGUAAAAAUGACAUGGGCGUUGAAAGAACGCUCGGGAGUGUCUUUUACUUGACUGGGCAGUUCGAUCAAAGCUUCUACCUUUGGUAUCUCCGCAAGAAAAAUGUCGGGAAUGGAAACUUUGAAGCCUCCAAACUCUUUUCACCUCUUGUUGGGCCCUAUUUUCAACAAGACCUUGAGCAACAAAAGCAAACCAACAUCACCAAACACAUUGAAAGCAUGCGUGAGGAAAUAAGUACGAGCAAUGGCACAGUACCCGUAUCGGCCGAUAAGAGCAGGUGGUUGUUCGACAACAUGACUGUAUAUCUCGACGUCCUGUUCGACACGCAGCUUUAUCUUGCUGACGCCAUUCUGAAAUCAAUGGACGCUGAAUUCACAGAAGAUAUACAAGACAUAUCGGCGAGCAUAGCUGUUCUGUGCGCCAUUUUGGUUAUCUGCCCUUUAAUAGUCAUAUCGGUGCGUGCAUUGGUGUCGGAUAUUCAACGGUUCGCGUUCACGCUCGCUGACCAAACUAAGGAAUUGACACGGGAACGACACAGGACGGAAUCGUUGCUGUACCAAAUGAUUCCAAAGGCUGUUGCAGACCAGUUGAAGACCAACACAGAGGUGGAGGCGGAGAGUUUUGAAACAGUUACUAUUUUCUUUUCGGAUAUUGUCGGAUUUACCAACAUUUCGUCCACGUGUACACCGAUGGAGGUGGUGGCGCUGUUGAACACCUUGUACACGUGUUUUGACGCCCGUCUCGAGAUCUACGAUGUCUAUAAGGUGGAGACAAUUGGGGAUGCUUACAUGGUCGCUUCCGGUGUUCCGAGAAGAAAUGGCAACAAGCACGCUGUGGAGGUGGGAACAAUGGCGCUUGACCUCGCACAUCAUGUGACCCAUCUAGAGAUCCCCCAUUCCCCCGACACCCCAUUCCGUCUCAGAGCUGGGGUUCAUACAGGACCAGUGGUGGCAGGUGUAGUGGGCUCCAAGAUGCCGAGAUACUGUCUGUUCGGGGAUACAGUCAACACAGCAUCCAGGAUGGAGUCCACGGGCAUGUCGGACCGAAUUCAACUGAGCAACAACACCUACUACUGCCUGAAGGAAAUCGGGGGCUUCAAUUUUGAGAGAAGAGGAGAGAUCGAAGUUAAGGGGAAGGGUCUCAUAGCUACAUACUGGCUUCUCAACAAGGACGGGUUUGACAAUCAGCUGCCAUGUAUGCCCGGGUGCAAGAAGUAUACUGAAGCCCAUAAGAGACGCAUCAGCGAGUAUGAGCAAGCCCCGUGCAGCUACGUCGGAGACUGA